UGCGGUCAUUUUUCAAUUCAUCGCGAAAAACAUCAAAAAUAAAUAAAUAAAUAACGUGAGACAAAUCGCCAACCACGACACAGACGAGCACUGGGUGAAAUAAGAAAAAGAGGCUCGCGCCCCGGGGACGUUACGUCAACACAGCGUGUCCAUAAAAUGCGGUAGGUGCACGUGCGUGACAUCUCUGUUCUACGCUGGAAACUUGAACUCGCCCGUGGUAAAUACUUCACGCCCCGUUUCUGUGUCAGUGGGGGAAAGGACGAUGCUGACGGCGCGGCUACCUACGGCGAGCUCUGUCCCGAACCCACUUCUAAUCAAACCGAACUUGAACGCCUCCGACACUGCGAAGACCUCCGCUUAGGAGGAGUUAGUCCUGCGGCUCCCCCGGGACCUUCACCGACGCGUUUUUUCGCAGCGCGAGCGCCAACCGGGACCUGUGGAGACUCCGUCGCGCAAAGUUGGGUUCUCCGGCCAAGUAAACACUUUCUGGGAAAUGAGCCAAAGAAGCCGACAGUUACCUUGUAGCACUGUUUGGCCAGGGGGGGACGACGCGACGGCAGACGGCGUCGCGAGCGCUCCCGGCAUGACGCUAAAAAGUGAGGAGAGUCAGCUCUGCUUCAGCAAAAACUGCGGACGCGUCGUUCCGCAACCCUGCGCUAUGGAAAAGCGCCGCUGUCAGGCGGCCGCUGGUCCUCACGAGGAGUUGUUGAACGCCGGCUGCCGUGUGGGCGAGAGCCCCUCUUUUUCUACCUGCGCCACAAUCUCAGAAACAGCCAGGGAGCUGUGCAAAGCCGUGUCCGUGUCGCUGGGUCUGACGACGGAGUCCGGCGACUCGGGCGAAAUGGACGCCGCGCUGCCGGCGUGCGCCGCCGGCGACCACGCGCGAGGGGACUAUUUGUUCGCCGUGCCGCCGGGCUGUCCCGGAUCCCAGGCGGCCGUCGGCGACUACAGGUGCCCCGACGCGGACGAGCGGUCCCUGCACGGGCGGCGGCAGUUGGUGGAAGUGUUUAAAAGUUCCGACCACCCCGCGCCUCGGCUGCACCUCGCCCCGACUCGGACGUCGGGGGACCCGCCGAACUUCGCGCUGUGCGAGGCUGACGACGUGCACUCGGACGAGGCGCACCGUCUGGACCCGACGCGCGGAGCCGCCUGCACCUACGUCCCGUCCGCGCCGGACAACUUGGCGCACUUCGGCCAGACGCCCGCGGAGCGGCCGUGCCGCCUCUACAGAGCCCCCGACGAGGCGAGGGACUUCGGCGAAGUCCUGGAGAGCAAGUUCGGCCGCUACGAGGAGCCCCAGUGCGGCGUCCGGUUGAAGCGCGAGGACGGCGACGCCGACGCGGCGAUGUGGGGCGGCACGUACACCUUUAACGAGAAGUACAACACGCAGUUCUGGGGCUCGAGGCAGUGCGCGAGCGCCGGCGGCGCGGGGACCAGCGCCGCGUUCAUAUGUAGCCCGUACGAGAGGAGCGCGAGGCGUCCGGAGCAGUGGUACCCGGGCGGGAUGCUGAGGCCGCCCUACGGCUCCUCAUACAUGAAGGCUGAGGUCGGCGAGUGGGUGGACGUCACCUUUAAUGACAGCAGGUUCGACACAGGCAGGGAGCACAUGUUUCCCAUGGAGUUCUUCUUUCCACCGCAGAGGACGUGCCUGAUUUGUUCAGAUGAAGCGUCUGGCUGCCAUUACGGCGCACUGACCUGCGGUAGCUGCAAGGUUUUCUUCAAGCGGGCGGCAGAAGCCACGUGUGGUUCCUCUGUCCACGCAGGCAAACAGAAGUACUUGUGUGCAAGCAAAAACGACUGCACUAUUGAUAAACUGAGAAGAAAAAACUGCCCCUCGUGUCGGCUAAAGAAGUGUUUUGAAGCUGGAAUGACGCUCGGAGCUCGUAAACUAAAAAAGAUCGGACAACAGAAAACCCUUGAAGAGGAUCACCAUGUUCAGGACCCAGCAGAGGCCGUCCAGAACAUUUCUCCUAAAUCAGUCCUGAAUUUCAACUCCCAGCUGGUCUUCCUCAACAUCCUGCAGUCCAUCGAGCCCGAGGUGGUGAACGCGGGACACGACUACGGCCAGCCGGACUCAGCUGCCACCCUGCUCACCAGCCUGAACGAACUGGGGGAAAGGCAGCUGGUCAAAGUGGUGAAAUGGGCCAAAGGGCUGCCAGGUUUCAGAAAUCUGCACGUGGACGACCAGAUGACUGUCAUUCAGCACUCGUGGAUGGGCGUCAUGGUGUUCGCCCUGGGAUGGAGGUCCUAUAAGAACGUCAACGGCAGGAUGCUGUACUUCGCUCCGGAUCUGGUGUUCAACGAACACCGGAUGCACAUCUCCACCAUGUACGAGCACUGCAUACGCAUGCGGCACCUCUCGCAGGAGUUCGUGCUGCUGCAGAUCACCCAGGAGGAGUUCCUCUGCAUGAAGGCCCUGCUCCUCUUCAGCAUCAUUCCAGUGGAGGGUCUGAAGAGUCAGAAGUACUUUGACGAGCUGCGUCUCACCUACAUCAACGAACUGGAUCGACUCAUUAACUACCGCAUGACCGCCGAUUGUUCUCAGCGCUUCUACCAGCUCACCCGGCUCCUGGACUCGCUCCAAAUGACGGUGAAGAAGCUCCAUCAGUUUACGUUCGACCUGUUCGUCCAGGCUCAGUCACUCCCCACGAAGGUCAGUUUCCCGGAGAUGAUUGGAGAGAUAAUCUCGGUUCACGUACCAAAGAUCUUGGCGGGUUUAGCUAAACCCAUCUUGUUUCACGAGUAGAACCUUUUUUUUUUUUUAUCAGUGACUUGUGUUGUUUUUUUGCAUAAAGUUUAACAAAGACUUUAUACUGUUUUCCUCCAUGUUCAGCUUAAUUUCUUGUAAUGAUUAUUUUAUUGUUCAAGGUUGUUUUUCCUACUAGAACAAAGCUCCUACAUGUGGAGCUACAAGGCGUCACCUGCAGACGCCUCUGCUGUUUCUGAACAGAGUCUGUGGUUUCAGCAGGAGUGGAAAUGCUACGGCAACAUAGAAGUAGCAGGGUUCAAAUCAUCAUGUUUCCUAUUUGACUUUCAUUAUACACUUUAUUAGAUGCACGAGAGAGAAGCCAGAGAUUUGAUGACUAGUAGUGUAUCACUACAAAAAAAAAAAAAAAAACACUGCUGCCUUCAGGUGCAUCUGUAUCUGUCUAAGAAAUGAGGAGGAUGAAAUAAGCUUUAGGUUUUUUUUUACGUAACAAUAAUGUAAUUUUAACACAUUUAAAACCUGUAAAAUGUGAAAACAAAAUAGUGAACUUUGUAACAGAGGACGCGUUGGAUCCAAUUAGGCGAUUUGUGUUCACAUAAAGUUCUCAGCAGUCAAAGUUGGCUCCCAGUCGCAUUCGCCGCGACUCGGGGUCGUCACAAAGUGUCUCAGACAGCAGCUGAAGGCAGUUGUAGUUUAUUUGUUUUGCCACUAUUUGAACGACACCAUAUAUUCCAGACAGUAUUUAACCAGCGUUCAGUAAAAAGUUGACUUUACUGAAGCAUAAAAACGCCGCUUUACAGCCGACGCCGUGACGAGUCAUGGGAGGUCGUGGAGCAGAUGUCACUUAACUCUCACCCGUGUAUUUUACUCAUAUUGGAACCGGUGACUCUUGAUUUUUGUCUACUUCACACAACCUGAUACAUAAUCAGUAGUAUUACUUUACCACUAAGGUACAGCUAAUUAAAUGUAAAAGUUCAGCUAACUGUUAUUAUUUCAGCCAUAUUAAGAAGCUACACUUAACUCUGAAACACAAAAUGUCGCUUUAAAGUGCUUUAGCAUUCACACGCGUCGUCUUCACACUGUACAUUGUCUUUUUACUGAGCGGCCGCGCGACAACGCAGACAGACGUGCGCCCGCGUCACGUUCUCUGUUGCCGUGCCGUCUGUCUACUGGAUGUUGCUCGUUUUAAGGCGUCCACGCAUCGAGAUGUGACGGCGUGGAAGCGCAUUUGGACACUUUUCCCCGCAGCACCGCUCCAAAAUGAGUCCGAGCGUCAAGACGGCUUCGCGUGCGUUUUAAUGCAGCGCUACUGUACAAAAAACGCAAGCUCAGACUGAAGUAACACAAGCAGUGAGACCCACACCUACGCAACCGAGCUCUGACCACUAGCGGAGCAGGAACAAUGGCGCCGGGGUCCGGAGCCGCUGAAGGGGACCGUUCCACCAGGGCAACAAAUAACCCGGCGGCCAAGUCGAAACUGGAAGGCUUUAAGAUGCAGAAUGUGAAAGUCCUUGACCGACGCUGCCAAACCUCAGAAAUAGCUGUGGAAUGCCUUGAAGAUAACUGGUCACAGAGCAACGCUGCCCCAGCGCAUUAACACGAAUUAACUCGCUCAAAACAAUGACCUGUUUUUCCAAUAGACCACAACGGCUGCAACACGAGGCCAUUUGAUACUGACCUGCUAUAAAGGCGCGAACUGGGCGCCACCGGCCGCCGCGGCGGAUCCCGGCACGUGGCCAGCGCUUCCGUGGGGUUUCCCGCCACGCUCCGUAACUGUACAUUCACUGUGUGGCUUUCGUUGGCGGGCUCGUAGAUGCAUGCGCACGUCGGUACGACUCUGUGUGCAACUUUCAGCUUCACGGCGACGCACGCGCACGCUCACCUCCCCCCGCCGUUCAGCGCGCGCGCGGAUCGAGCUGGAGGCGCGAGACCGCAGCCGUCACGCCCCCAUUAACGUCUCAUGUCACGAUGCGUCUUCACACAUUCUUCUCUGUGCGAUAAAGGAACAGGGAAGGGAUGAAACGCCCAUGAAAGUGACCGCGGUGCAGCAACUAGACGCAGCCUGACACUUGCUCGCGUGCUUACAUUGAAGAAGCAGCUCGAAGCCUAAUUAGAACACGACCAAUAUAUUUUUUAUGUUUCCAAAACAGUAACAUCAUUCAGAGCAUCGGUAUUUUUAGAGAGCACAUGAUGCGUAACUUCUGAUCAAAAUCAAAAAUUCCGAAACAGGAUAUGCCUCAAGCCUGCUUUCCUUUCCUGAAUGCACUAUAUUGUCAGACUGGUGUUAGCAGUCAACAUUUUGUUACUCUUUAUUCUCGAGUGUUUUUUAUGCUGUUUGAGCUUUAUGACACGUCACAGGGACAAUCUGAAGGCAUUACCAGAGCCAGUGGAUUCUGUCGAUCUCAAUGAGCCUCGUCGAUGCCCCUGGAGUUUUUAAUACUAACGAUUUAGUCUCAGUAAGUUGGUGUUCGUUGGAUGUCAGUGGACGGUGGCUUCUACCAUGUACGUGCCCAGUGUACUGCAUAUUAACCUGGUUCUUUGUACAUGCUACAGUAAACUGUAUAUAUUGAUCAGCUGAUUGAUGGCUCGAUGUCUGUUUUGGUGUCCAAACGCUCGACUUCUAAAGUCAUCUCUUGUAUGAUUUAUACGUUUCGUGUGACCUGUUGUGUAUUUUUCAAUAUAUGUGUUUUUUCCAAGUUGUAAAGCUGCAUCAUCUUUUAAAAACAAUUAAAAUCAUUCUGACCCUGAAAA
Betta splendens (Siamese fighting fish) is the source of this 5458-nucleotide messenger RNA. It is a transcript of the gene ar, whose product is annotated as androgen receptor. NCBI's taxonomy places the organism in Eukaryota, Metazoa, Chordata, Actinopteri, Anabantiformes, Osphronemidae. The record is from RefSeq and is a predicted model, not a curated record. The transcript has 8 exons. Bases 494 to 2746 code for a protein of 750 amino acids. Gene Ontology annotation, biological process: male gonad development; regulation of DNA-templated transcription. Gene Ontology annotation, molecular function: DNA-binding transcription factor activity; zinc ion binding; sequence-specific DNA binding.